UCACAUCCCGUUCGUUUUGGUUACAAUCGUGUCAACCGCAGCCAAUGGCGAGUGUGCAUAUUUGCUGUCCGGAUAUCAUUAAAUCUCUGAUUAAAAUAAGCUUCCCGAACGUCCACUGCCCUGCACUUAUCUAAGUCUCCCAAUACAGAAGCUGUCCUCCUGACGAAAGCGAUAUCUAUUGUUGAGAACAAAAAGAAACAACAAUGUCCAAGUUCGUAUAACGGGAAUGCUUGCUUAGCGUUGCAAAGUUCCGGAAAUUUGAUCGGCGCAAGAUAUCUUGUUCAGCAGAUUUACAAGCUCACGUCGGAAAUAUGUCUAGCAGCGAUCUUACAACGAAGGAAGCCAUCAAUGGCUUUCUUCCCCAUCCGAAAGCAACUUGUGGUAAAUGCUGAUCGGUAUGAAGGCCGAUCCAUUAGACCCGUACAGUAGCAGCAUUUUUUGGCGGUUGGAAUCAGUCGAUCAUCGUGUGUUCGCUGCCAGCCCAUCCCUUUGCUUGCCCUGGGACCAGUCGAGACGUUUGCGGAACAAACGAUGAUCCCCGAGGGAUUGAGUGCCCGUGCGGCUGGUUUGGUUUGUAUGAUAGCGAUGGCAGCGGUUGGUAAGACAGUGAGGCGGACAAGUAAUAUUACUCUUAAUGCUCUGGAUGAUACGCGUGCGUUAAUGUAACGUAUCGGGCAAUCAAUGUAUUUGAAGGCAAAUUGUGUGGCAACGAUUUUUGACGGUUCGAUAAACCAAGCUGCAACGAACGAUCUUGUUGCUGCUUCGGCACCUCUCUCUCUCUCGGGCAUAAUAUCGAAUAAUGACCGUUUUAUUUAAGUUGAGCGGCGUCGUCGAUUCAACAUUAACGAUAAAAUCAAGGAGCUGGGCACGCUGCUACCGAAAAACAUGGAAGGAUCGAGCAGCGAGCUGAAUGGCAAGGAUGGGCGCGUUAACAAGGGCACCAUACUGAAAGGGACGGUAGACUACGUUAAGGAGCUCAAGCUGGAGGUCACCAUGCUGCGGCGCAACGAUGAGCUCGUGAUGGCACUGCGCAAUGAGAACGCAAUGCUGCAGAAGCGUGUCGCGGUAAGUGUGGCCUCAUCUUAGCUCUCGCCCAAAGAUUGAUGAUUGAACGAUUAUUUGAACGAUAUUUUGAUGAAAAAAAUGUCCUCACCAAUGUACGCUACUGUAAUGAUAACACUUAAUGCGACAAUUUCCCAAGCUUUUAGCUAUUUUAAACGCACAAGGUAAGGUGGGCAGUUUACGUUGGUUCGCUCUAGGGCGUGUCCGGAUCGCUGCGGAAUAAUGUUCGUGCAAGUAUCAAGCAUCUGUCGGUAAUACCCCGAACAGGUGGAAGGCCGAUAUGAUUCUUUUUUUAAAUUACAUUCUCUUUCUCUUUCCAAAAAUGUUUGUUUGCCAACUCCCAAUCAUCUUUUCCCCAAAACAGUCAAAGGUCGAGCAGCAACUGUCCCCGUCAAAGGAUGGUAUCAUCGGUGUGACGUUCUACAUCUUUGUGGACAUGUGUGA
This is a messenger RNA of Anopheles arabiensis, 1506 nucleotides long. RefSeq lists its product as uncharacterized. The record is from RefSeq and is a predicted model, not a curated record. Bases 886 to 1086 code for a protein of 66 amino acids. Gene Ontology annotation, molecular function: protein dimerization activity. The transcript has 2 exons. Lineage: Eukaryota; Metazoa; Arthropoda; Insecta; Diptera; Culicidae.